UUGGAGUGUGAACUUAUGAAGUGUGCAAACGAAUUACAUUUAUUAAAGAAAAAUACUAUGCAGUUAUAAUAAUAAAGAUAAAGCUUUAAAUUAUUUAGCCGUAAAUUUAAACAUUAAAAUGCGAGCGGUUGUGUUAACAUUGCUUUGUUUGGCAAGUUCGUGUUGUUUUGGCGAGGAUGUCAAAAAAGUUUCAUACAAAAUGCCGACAGUAGGAAUAUCUGUGCUUGUUCGUAAUAAAGCACAUACAUUACCCUUCUUUUUAAGUUGCAUACGUAACUUAAACUAUCCUAAGAAUCGAAUAUAUUUAUGGAUUUAUAGUGAUUUCAAUGAAGAUAAAAGUAUUGAAAUUCUUGAACGAUGGGUUGACAAGUAUGCACCGCUUUACAAUGGUGUGUAUAUUACUACAAACAGUUCAAGUGGACGCCUCCAUAGUGAUGAAAAGAGCCCAAUACAUUGGAGCUCCAAUCACUUCAAACAUGUGAUAUCAUUGAGAGAAAAAGCUCUGGAUUUUGCUAGAAAAAUGUGGGCAGAUUACCUCUUUAUGAUAGAUGCUGAUGUGUUUCUUACAAAUCCAUCUACGUUAAGUGUACUUGUAUCCAAAGACCUUCCCAUCACUGCACCAAUGCUUGUAUCUGAUGGACUUUACUCAAAUUUCUGGUGUGGGAUGACUGACAACUACUAUUAUCAAAGAACAGAUGACUAUAAGCCCAUACAGAGGAUGGAGAAGCAGGGUUGCUAUGAGGUUCCGAUGGUCCAUACUGCUGUCUUGGUUCAUCUGCGGACCAGAAUAUCGGACCAACUAACAUAUAACCCAGAUAAGAUACCUAAUUAUGAUGGCCCUGAGGACGAUAUUAUAGCAUUUGCAGUGAAUGCUAAGAAAAAUGGUAUAACGCUACAUAUUUGCAAUGAUGACCUGUAUGGAUUUGUACCAGUACCUUUAGAAGACAACCAUGAUCCAAAGAGUGAUUUAGAGCAGCUGUUGAACAUAAAAACGGAGGCGAUUGGACGCGGGAGUCCAUUGCCCCUGGACCCGUUCCUACAGGACUAUGUUACGUACCCUGAGCUCUGGAAGUUUGGUUGUAACGAAAUCUACAUGAUAAACUUGGAGAGACGCACAGAGAGAAGAGAACUAAUGGAAUUAAGUUUCAAAGAAUUAGGCAUGGAUGUCAAGCAUUUUAAAGCUGUUGAUGGCAGACAAUUGGACAUGAAUAACCUGAAAGAUUUGGGUGUAACAUUAAUGCCUAAUUACGAAGAUCCAUAUCAUAAAAGACCUAUGAAGGCAGGAGAAGUAGGAUGUUUUCUCAGUCAUUACUACAUAUGGGAGGAGAUCGCGGAGAAGCGCCACAGUAUCGCAUUAGUUUUGGAGGAUGACAUACACUUCGUGCCCUACUUCCGCAACAGGUUACUGCGACUACUGCGCGAGAUCAAACCAUUGGAAUGGGACCUGGUAUACAUAGGUCGUAAGAUCCUGCAGGACGCUGAAGAGCAAUACGUGACGGAGCAUACGACGCGGCCGCUGUACUCGUACUGGACGCUCGGGUACCUGCUCAGCGACCGCGGCGCCCGCAAACUGCUCAGCGCUCGCCCCCUCGACCGCAUGCUACCCGUCGACGAGUUCCUGCCCAUCAUGUUCGACCAGCACCCCAAUGCGACAUGGAAAGCCCAUUUCCCUACGCGCAACCUGGACGCUUACUCGGCGGCGCCCCUGCUGGUCCACCCCACCCACUACACGGGACAGGAAGGCUACAUUAGCGACACCGAGGACUCUGACCUCGUCACUGAAAUAACAUUCCAACACUAUAAAAACGAACUCUAAUCAUGAUGCCAUUUUGUAAGUCAUUAUUCCACUACGAUAUUACGUAGUUUAGGUACCAAAGAUAGUUUUUUAUAUAGUCAUUUUUAUUCAUAUUCUAGUGAGUAUUCGUUAGGUUACUAUUAAAGAAAAUCAUAUCAUGACGAUUGCAUACGGUCUGAGCUGUCAAGUGUAAAAUCUUUAUCUGGCUCCAGCGAACUACUAAUUGUUAUGUUAAUAUUAUAAUUGUGAAAUUGGUAUAUUGACACAAGCGAUACGUAAACGUGAAAAGAAGACUAAACUUUUAUAUAAUAAGACAGUUAUGAAUUGUUUCUACAUGUUAAAGCAAUGUUUCUUAAACACUUUCACAUUAUAAUCACAUAUACACAGUAUAUUGAUGCGUUGCGCUGCGUGGCUUGCUUGCACGCGUUGAUGGUAUCGUCGUCCGGGAGUGCGGACGGACGAUCAUUAACGUGGAAAGUGCGUCCGCCACGGUUUGAUAUCGCACGUAUCGACUGUUAUUACAUCUAUAAAAUAGUCGUUCCAAAGUCAUUGCAGAAUGUACUACGUACCGACAUAUGUGAUUUAUAUCAUCAUCACACCUUUUAUCCCUGAAGGGGUAGGCAGAGGUGUACAUUACGCCACUUAAAAUCACUUCGCACUUUUCACUAUUUAUGUUGUCCCCUGCAAUAGAAGAUGACCCUAUUGCCGUACACUGAGCACAAUUUCAGACACUGCGCUACUACUGAGAUUUCAAAAACCCAGCAUUACUUUGCCCGACCUCAGAAUUCAAACCCGAAGCCCCCUUGCCGCGCAGUCUCACUUGCGACCACUCGGCUUACGAGGCAACGCAGUAUAAUUGAUACUAUAUCUUAAACAAUCAAACUAAUGCCAGAUCUCUUUCUAGAACAUUACACAUGAUAUCCACAUAACUAAGUAAUUGAUAAUUAACUGUGUCGCUGUGUCAAUCUACUAUUUCUAUACAUAACUAGCUUCCAUGCGGUUUCACUCGCUCUGCUCGGCUCCUACUGAUGUGAUAAAUGCACUAUCCAACACAAUAAGAAUGUUUCUAAUCGGUCCAGUAGUUUCUAAGAUUAGCGCGCUCAAACAAACACACUCUUCAGGUUUAAGAUUAUGUACCACUAUAAUUAUGUUACGAUGACAUUUUUUGCAAGACUCAUAAAUCUAGAGUUAGUUGGUGCCAAAUGAGAGUUGCUAAACAAAAUGAAUGCAAGAACUGUAUAGAGAUAGAUAUAAGGUUAUGAUAAUGAUUGACUAAUGUCUACUUCUAGACUAGACACAUUUAAACAAUCCAUUGUGACUUUGGCAAAGUUCCUGUGUUUACAAGUCUGUUAGCUUGAUUUUAUUGGCAGCGUUUGAUUGCAAGUUGACAUCGCCAUAAUAUACCACUCUAUAUUAAUCUACAUAUCUGAAUUUUUAUUCAUCUAUUUUAGUCCAUCGGAUUUUGUAUACGAUAUGUAAUUAAUAAUAAUAAGCCUAAUUGACUUUGAUCGAUUGUUUAAUUGUUAAUCUUAUGCAUUAAUAAUAACAACAGUAUAGUUUAAUCCUAUAGAAGUGUAAUAUCAUUAAAUAAUUAUUGUUUUGUGAUAAAUCCUACUAAAUGUAAUAAGUUUGUUCAUCAGUUAUGUUGUUUUUAUUUUAGUUCUAUUUAU
Molecule: messenger RNA, 3465 nt
Organism: Spodoptera litura
Lineage: Eukaryota; Metazoa; Arthropoda; Insecta; Lepidoptera; Noctuidae
Gene: Cap-d3
Product: chromosome associated protein D3
Molecular function (GO): procollagen galactosyltransferase activity
Source: RefSeq, a predicted model, not a curated record